Ixodes scapularis (black-legged tick) is the source of this 8768-nucleotide messenger RNA. It is a transcript of the gene rhea, whose product is annotated as talin-2. The transcript is spliced from 55 exons. Gene Ontology annotation, cellular component: focal adhesion; cytoskeleton; plasma membrane. Gene Ontology annotation, molecular function: actin filament binding; structural constituent of cytoskeleton; integrin binding. Lineage: Eukaryota; Metazoa; Arthropoda; Arachnida; Ixodida; Ixodidae. The record is from RefSeq and is a predicted model, not a curated record. Gene Ontology annotation, biological process: cell-cell adhesion. Bases 124 to 7863 code for a protein of 2579 amino acids.
AUCCCACGAAGCUCGCCCACGCGGGAGUGGGACGUCCCACGGAGACUGCGCCCAGUGGAGGAGCGCUCCCCUCACGCGCGCUGCUUCCAGUCUUCCCGAGGACUGCCGUCUCGAACUGCGGUCAUGAUCCUGGACGGCGGGAACAGGACGGUGCCAGGAGUGCGAGCGGGGCGUCACGACAUGGCCACGCUGUCGCUGAAGAUCAGCGUGCCGGAGAACAAGGUGAUCAAGACGAUCCAGUUCGACCCGGGCACGCUCGUCUACGACGCCUGCCGAGUCAUCCGGGACAAGGUGCCGGACUCGGCCCUCGGAGACGCCAAGGAAUAUGGGCUGUUCUUGACAGACGACGACCCCAAAAAAUGUGGCUGCUGGCUGGAGAGCGGCAAGGCCUUGGGCUACUACCUGCUCAAGUCUGGGGACACGCUGGAGUACCGCAAGAAGCUGCGGCCGCUGCGGGUCAAGAUGCUGGACGGGUCAGUCAAGACGGUCCUAGUGGACGACAGCCAGCCCAUCGCCAACCUCAUGGUCGUCAUCUGCACCAAGAUCGGCAUCACGAACCACGACGAAUUCUCGCUGGUACGCGACCUCCCUGACGAGAACAAGGAGCCAAACACUGGCACACUGACACUGCGCAGGGAGAAGAAAGACAAGGAUCAGAAGAUGGAGCAACUCAAGAAGAAGCUCAAGACGGACGACGACCUGAACUGGGUGGACCACUCCAAGACGCUGCGCGAGCUCGGAGUGGACGAGGAGGAGAUGCUGACCCUGCGUCGCAAGUACUUCUUCUCCGACUCCAACGUGGACUCGCGCGACCCUGUGCAGCUGAAUCUGCUCUACGUCCAGGCUCGGGACGCCAUCCUGAACACGACGCACCCGGUGACUCUGGAGGAGGCGUGCAAGUUUGCGGGUCUCCAGUGCCAGAUCCAGUUUGGAGACCACAACGAGACCAAGCACAAGCCGGGAUUCCUCGACCUCAAAGAGUUCCUGCCCAAGGACUAUGCCAAGAUCAAGGGCAUUGAGAAGAAGGUGUUUGCGGAGCACCGCAAAGCCAUUGGCACCUCCGAGCUGGAUGCCAAGGUCAAGUACGUGGCCCUAGCACGAUCCCUCAAGACGUACGGCGUCACUUUCUUCCUCGUCAAGGAGAAGAUGAAGGGCAAGAACAAGCUGGUCCCCCGGCUGCUGGGAGUCACCAAGGACAGCGUGAUGCGUCUCGAUGAGCGCACCAAGGAGAUCAUGAAGGUGUGGCCCCUGACGACAGUGCGUCGCUGGGCGGCAUCCCCCAACAGUUUCACCCUGGACUUCGGGGACUACUCGGAGUCCUACUACUCGGUCCAGACGACGGAAGGGGAGCAGAUCUCGCAGCUGAUUGCGGGCUACAUCGACAUCAUCCUCAAGAAGAAAAAGGCCAAGGACCACUUUGGCAUUGACGGGGACGAGGGUUCCACCAUGGUGGAAGACAGCGUGUCUCCUGCCAAGGCCACGAUCCUGCAGCACACACCAGCGGCCAAGCCCUCGCUCCCGAGCACGGGUUCGGUGGCCCUCCCAGCCGUGGUGCGGCCCGGAGCACAGGGGCCCCAGCUGGGUGUCCAGGGCCACAUGCCUUCCCCGCAACAGCAGACGGAGACCGGCCAGGCCAUCUCUGCGCACACAGCAGCCGUGCCCCCGCAGCAGCCGCACGUGCGGGAGCUCCCGUCAGAGCCCCAGAGGGCGCUGCUGAGCAGCCUGGACGCGGGACGGGAGGCCGUGCAGGCCUCGCUGCGAGAGCUGGACCUCCCGGAGCAGCGUCCCCAACUGGGCAGCGACCCGGCCUCGCUGCAGUGGAAGCAGCAGAGCCUGGACACCCACAAACAGAACCUGACCUCCCAGAUCGCCGCCAUGAACGCCGCCACUGCUCAAGUGGUCACCCUUACGUCGGGCCCGCCGGAGGAGGUUGACCAGCCGGCUGUUGGGGCAGCCAUCACCACCAUAGCGAGCAACCUGCCCGAAAUGUCCAAGGACGUGAAGAUGAUAGCUGCCCUGAUGGACGACGAGGACUCUGGGGACAAGCUGCUGGACGCGGCACGCCGCCUCUGCAACGCCUUCUCGGACCUCCUGCGGGCUGCAGAACCCCAGAACAAGGAGCCACGGCAGAACCUGCUGAACGCCGCGAGCCGGGUGGGCGAGGCGAGCCACGCGGUGCUGUACACCAUCGGCGAGGAGGACGAGGCAGACGCAGAGCUUCAGGACCAGCUGCUGGGCGCGGCCAAGCAGGUGGCCAAUGCCACGGCAGCCCUGGUGCUGCAGGCCAAGAAGGUGGCCUCGACGGCCCCGGAUCAGGGCCACCAGAACAGGGUCAUCGGGGCCGCCACCCAGGGGGCCCUGGCCACCUCGCAGCUGGUGGCCUGUGCCAAGAUUGUGGCCCCGACCAUCACGAACCCGAGUUGCCAGGAGCAGCUGACGGAGGCCUCCAAGGAGGUUGCCAAGAGCGUGGACAGCAUCGUCGCCACCUGCGAGGACGCGACGCAGGAGCAGCCCCUUCUGGGCGACCUGCGUGCCGCCGCAGCCCGGGUGAGCCACGCCCUGGAGGAGCUGCUGUUGCUGGUGCGUGGCGCCCCCGAGCGCAGGGCCCGGGCCUCGGCACACGACGGGGCCCUUGACACCAUCUUGGACGCCACCGACCGGCUGUUCUCCUCCACGGGCGACGCCCCCGAGAUGGUGCGCCAGGCCAAGGUGCUCGCACGUGCCACUGCUCAGCUGAUCCAGUCUAUCAAAGGAGAGGCCCAAGCCCAGCCGGACUCGGACCAGCAGAAGCGUCUGCUGGCCGCCGCCAAGGUGCUGGCAGACGCCACGGCACGCAUGAUCGAGGCUGCCAAGGGCUGCGCCAGCAACCCCCACGACUCGGAGAACCAGGCGGCGCUGCGGCGGGCGGCGGAGGAGCUGCGCAACGCGACCAAUGUGGCCGCCAGCAAUGCCCUCAAGCGCAAGAUUGUUGUGCGACUCGAGAAUGCGGCCCGGCAUGCCUCUGCGGCCGCCACGCAGAACAUUGCGGCUGCCCAGAAUGCGGGCCCCUACAACAGCAAUGCCAUGCUGCAGGACGAGCUCAUGGGCACCUGCAGGGAGGUGGCCAGCGUGAUCCCGCGGGUGGUGCAGGGCAUCAAGGGGACGGUGGCUGAACCAGACAGCCCCGUGGCACACCUCAAGCUGGUCUCCUCUUGCCAGGACAUGCUACAGCCGACAUCUGAGCUGGUGGCCUCGUCCAAGGCGUGUGUUCCAACAGUGGUGGAGCCAGCAUGCGCCAUGCAGCUGAGCAACGCAGCCAAGCAGACCUCCCUGACCCUGGCUGACCUGCGCAGCGCCCUGGGCAAGGCCCAGGAGGCGUGUGGCCGGCGUCAGCAGGAGAUCGACAGCGCCCUGGAGAUGAUCCGGGAGCUAGACCGGGAGCUGGAGGACCUGCGCAAGGCGGCCCUCACGUCCCAGCUCAGGCCCCUGCCCGGGGACAACAGCGACCUGUGUGCCCUGAAGCUGGGUGCCACCUCCAAGGUCGUGGGUUCCUCCAUGGCCCAGCUGCUCACCGCUGCCUCCCAGGGCAACGAGAGCUACACAGGCACAGCGGCCCGUGACACGGCGUCUGCGCUGAAGCAGUUGACGGGGGCGGUGCGCGGGGUGGCGGCGACGUCCAGCGACAGUGCCCUGCAGACGCGGCUGGUGGACCACGCCCGGGAGGUGCUGGACCGGUCUUGCCAGCUGCUGGAGGAGGCGCGCCAGGCGGUACUGCGCCCGGACGACCCGGACAAGCAGCAGCGGCUGGCUCAUGUGGCCAAGUCGGUGUCGGCUGCUCUCAACUCCUGCGUCAACUGCCUGCCGGGUCAGAAGGACGUUGACGACACCAUCCGCUCCAUCACCGACAGCUCGCAGGCCCUGAACGCCCGGGAGUUCCCGUCGAGCGGGCGCCCAUACGGGGAGCUGCAGGCGGGGCUGACAGAGGCAGCGGCGGGGCUGCAAGAGGCGACGGGCCACGUGGUGCAGUCGUCGAGGGGCAACGCGGCCCAGCUGGCCUCGUCGGUGCGCCGCUUCGGGGGCGCCUUCGGCACCCUGCUGGGCUGCGGCCUGGAGAUGGCGGGCCAGGCGCGGGACGCCGAGGCCCGGGCCCAGAUGGUGGUCAGCCUGAAGAAUGUGUCCAUGGUGUCCAGCAAGCUGCUGGUGGCCGCCAAGUCGGUGGCCGCGGAUCCCGGGGCCCCCAACGCCAAGAACCAGCUGGCGGCGGCCGCUCGGGCCGUUACCGAGAGCAUCAACCACCUGGUGGACGUGUGCACCUCGGCCGCCCCGGGCCAGAAGGAGUGCGACGGUGCCGUCAGGGCUAUACAGAUGAUGCGUCCCCUGCUGGACCAGCCCAACGAGCCGGUGAACGACCUCACCUACUUCGACUGCCUUGACACGGUGAUGGAGAAGUCGCAGAGCCUCGGGGACGCCAUGACGGGCAUUGCCAACCACGCCAAGAGGAGCGAGCACGAGCAGUUCGGGGAGAGCGUCAAGGAGGUGUCAUCCGCCAUCUGCGGCCUGGUCGAGUCUUCGGCACAGGCGGCGUACCUGGUGGGAGCAUCAGAUGCCUCAAGUGUGGCGGGUAAGCCCGGCCUGGUGGACCUGGCCCACUUUGCCCGGGCCAGCCAGGCCAUCCAGAUGGCCUGCCAGCAGCUCUCCAACCCCACCAGCAGCCAGCCACAGAUCCUGUCUGCGGCCACGGUGAUAGCCAAGCACACGUCGUCGCUCUGCAACGCCUGCCGGGUGGCCUCCUCCAAGACCAUGAACCCGGUGGCCAAGCGCCACUUUGUGCAGUCGGCCAAGGACGUGGCCAGCGCUACUGCCAGCCUCGUCAAGGAGAUCAAGGUACUGGACCAGGAGCCGAACGAGGUGAACCGGCAGAGGUGUGGGGACGCGACGCGCCCCCUGGUGGAGGCCGUGGACAGCCUGACCACCUUCGCCAGCUCACCAGAGUUUGCGGGCAUGCCGGCCAGGAUCAGCCACAAGGCCCGGGCAGCUCAGGAGCCCAUCACGUCUGCGGGGCGCACCAUCAUCGACGGGUCGUGCAGCCUGAUCCUGUCGGCCAAGUCCCUGGCCCUGAACCCCAAGGACCCCCCGGCUUGGCAGAGCCUGGCCAGCCACAGCAAGGAAGUAUCAGAUGGCAUCAAGAGGCUCGUCUCCUCCAUCCGGGACAAGGCCCCCGGGCAGAAGGAGUGUGAGGAGGCGAUAGAGCGUCUCAACGCCUGCAUCCGCGAGCUGGACCAGGCCUCCCUGAACAUCCUCAGCCAGAGCACCAUGCCCCACGCCGACAGUAGCCUCAAGGCCUACCAAGAGCAGAUGGAGAACAGUGCCUCGGAGAUCCUGGAGAAGAUUGAGCCCCUGCGCUGCGCCGCCAAGGGCGAGGCCGAGAAGCUGGGACACGCGGUGACCCAGAUGGUGGGCUACUUGGGCCCCCUUGUGCAGAGUGCAGUGGCGGGUGCCACGCGCACCGUCAACUCUAAACAGCAGAUGGCGCUCCUGGACCAAACCAAAACCGUUGCAGAGUGCUGCCUACAGCUCGUCUACGCGGCCAAGGGUGCGGCAGGGAACCCCAAGGCGGUGCACGUUCAUGCCGACGUGGACGACGCGGCGGAAGGGGCGCGGGACGCGCUGCAGGAGCUGCUGCGCACCCUGGAGGCACUGGCCACGGAGGCCGGCGUGGUGACGGGCCUGGUCGAGUCGGUCAGCAAGGCCAUGUACCGGCUGGAGGAGCGCACGGUUGUCACCCUCCUCGGCAGCAGCCCACAGCCACAGGAGCUGUCAUAUGUGGACUACCAGACGCGCAUGGUGCGCUCUGCCAAGGAGGUGGCCCGGGUGGCCCAGGACAUGGUGGCCCACGCGAGCCACGACCCCAGCCGGCUCACGCCCCUGGCCGCAGACCUGUCCCACCAUUACGCCGCCCUCGCCGCCGACGCCAGGGGGGCCAUGGCCGCCACCGCCAGCUCAGACGUGUCUGGCCGCAUCCGCACUGGGGUGCAGGACCUGGGCAAGGCCUGCAUCAACCUGACCAAGUCGGCAGGAGCCUGCCAGGGCAGUCCCGGGGACACCUACCGCCAGAGGGAGGUGGCCGACAACGCCCGAGUGGUCUCCGAAAAGGUGUCGCACAUACUGGCGGCGCUGCAGGCGGGCUCACGGGGCACCCAAGCGUGCAUCAACGCGGCCAGCACAGUGAGCGGCAUCAUCGGAGACCUGGACACCACCAUCAUGUUCGCCACGGCUGGCACCCUGCAUGCACAGGGUGAAGGGGACAAAUUCGUCGACCACCGGGAAAGCAUCCUGAAGACCGCCAAGGCCCUGGUGGAGGACACCAAGACCCUGGUGGCCGGCGCCGCCUCGAGCCAGGAGCAGCUGGCCGUCGCCGCACAGAACGCCGUCACCACCAUCCUGCAGCUGGCGGAGGUGGUGAAGCUGGGUGCAGCGUCCCUGGGCUCGCACAACACCGAGGCCCAAGUGCUGCUUAUGAAUGCGGUCAAGGACGUGGCGUCUGCCCUGGGAGACCUGGUGCAGGCCACCAAGGCGGCCUCGGGGAAGAACAUCGACGACCCAGCCAUGGCCUACCUCAAGGACUCGGCCAAGGUGAUGGUGACGAACGUGACCUCCCUCCUCAAGACGGUGCGUGCCGUGGAGGAUGAGCACGCCCGGGGCACGAGGGCCCUCGAGUCUACGGUGGAGGCCAUCUGGCAGGAGAUCAGGGCCUUUGACUCGGGCGACCCGCCGAUGCGCAAGGCCACCCCCGAGGACCUGGUGCGUGCCACCCGCCCGGUGACCCUGGCCACCGCCAAGGCCGUGGCUGCAGGCAACAGCGGGCGCCAGGACGACGUCAUUGUGGCGGCCAACAUGGGCCGCAAGGCCAUCUUUGACCUCCUGGCCACCUCCAAGUCGGCGUCUUGCCUGGCCGAGACCCAGGACCUGAGGUCGCGGGUGCUGGGCUCUGGGCGGGACUGUGCGGUGCGCUACCGGGAGCUGCUGCAGGCAGUGCUGGAGGUGGUGCAGAGGCCCACCAGCGAGGGCAAGCAGUCCCUGGUGGCCUCCUCGCGCAGCAUCGCCAUGUCCGUCACGGACAUCGUGGCCGCCGCAGAGGCCCUCAAAGGCAACGACUGGGCAGACCCCGACGACCCAACAGUGAUUGCCGAGACAGAGCUGCUGGGGGCGGCGUCCUCUAUCGAGGCGGCCGCCCGCAAGCUGGCCAACUUACAGCCACGCAGGAGCAUCAAGGAGGCGGACGAGAGCCUCAACUUCGACGAGAUGAUCCUGGAGGCGGCCAAGUCCAUCACGGCGGCCACAUCUGCCCUGGUGCGCGCCGCCUCCGCCGCCCAGAGGGAGCUGGUGGCAGCCGGAAAGCUGGGUGAACGACCGCUGUACACCUCGGAUGAUGGCCAGUGGUCCGAGGGACUGGUGUCGGCGGCUCGCCUGGUGGCAGCGGCCACUCACAGCCUGGUGGAGUCUGCCAACUGGCUGGUGCAGGGCCAGGCUUCGGAGGAGAAGCUCAUCUCCUCUGCCAAGCAGGUGGCCAGCUCCACCGCCCAGCUGCUGGUGGCCUGCAAGGUAAAGGCAGAGCCCGACUCAAGCUCGAUGCGAGGCCUCCAGGUGGCAGGCAACGCAGUGAAGCAGGCCACAGACCACCUGGUGCGGGCGGCCCAGCAGUCCAUCGAGCAGGAGCAGGAGUUCCGGCUGGUGGUAAACCGCCGCAUGGUGGGCGGCAUCGCCCAGGAGAUCGUGGCCCGCGAGGAAAUUCUGCGCAAAGAGCGCGAGCUCGAGGAGGCCCGGGAGAAGCUGGCCCAGCUGCGCAGGGCCAAGUACGGCAGCCAGCCACAGGACUCGCUUUGAGGCCCUGCUGCCGCCCCGGGGGGGCACCCACGCAUUUACUCCGCCCGCGGAGACCCUUUUGUAACGCGGCCGUUGGUGCAAUAGCCUCGCCGAACCCCGGCAGAGAGCCCUCUCGUCGCAACGUGCAAAAGCGACAUAUCCCGUACAAUGAGGCCAUGGUGCCGGAUCUUCUAGGUCGCCUACCGGAGAGCGGAGUGCAGAUGGGACACGAGCGCUGCGUCGAUGUUUGGAUGGGACAGUGGGGUGCCUACCAACUUCCGGGGAUUGUCGGGGAACUUUAAAGCAUCUAAAAAUGUUGUGGAAAUCGUCAGAAAGUCGGUUAAGUCGGGGGCAAAUGACCCACGUGGGCGACGCAGUGACAGGCAACCAAGUGGGAGAGUGCAAGGUGCGGUAGCGUGGACGGCCGUCGCGCCGAGCGACGAUUGCACAACUCGAUUCACCGGAUUAAACGGGAAUAGCUCGAAUGGGUGUCGCAACCUCGUCCUCCACGUCUUCUUCUCUGGAUUGGUCGAGGCAGUUAAUGGAAAUAUUUGACGAAAAUGUUGAAAAGUCAAGAAAUUUGAGGGAAGCGAUUUGUUAGACAGCCUGAAUCAGCAGUGACACGAGCCCCAGCGGUGCACCAACGCAGUACCCACGUCCAAUAUGUCCCCCACACUCGUGUCCGGUGGGUGACGUAGAGAACCUGGCACUGCACCUCGUCGCCCGGGAGGUGUCUGCUCGACGUCGCGGCGGGAGGAGCCGGCCGGGGCGGCUAAGUGCGCCGCGGUUGUCCCAAUCAAGUGCCUUGUAGAGUUUUAGCGGCAGAGCCUGGUUCUUCUGCGGAACCGACUAACAAAUUGCGGUGAGAUGCUUCCAAUGUGUUUGCUUUGACAAUAAACUCUAUCAAAGUUAGCCUUCCAACUUAA